AUGGAGUUCGGUCCACUGACGCUGGCCGGCACACGGUGGGAGAUUGACCGGGCCGAUUUCGACGAGGAGCUGCCCAACCUCCUAAAACUCAUCGAGGAUUGCGAUUUUAUCGCCCUCGAUUUCGAGUUCUCGGGGGUGGGCAGCGACCCGAGAAGAGGCCAGGUGGAUAUGAACCACAAACCCACCUUGGCCGAGAGGUACAAAGAGCUCUGCGAAUCUGCGGAGGCAUACCGCAUCAUGCAGAUGGGCAUUUGCCCAGUAAAAUGGGAGCCGAAUGCUCCACGGGAGCCAAAAUACAGCUCCAGGCCCUUCAACUUCUUUGUCGCUCCCCAUGUGGAGAAAAGGUUAUUCCGGUACGAUAGGGCCUACUUAUUCUCGGCUAGCGCAAUCGAUUUCCAUCUUAAGAAUGGAUUCGAUUUCAACAAGCUCUUUAGUCGAGGGUGCCUUUACCUCGGUCACCAAGAGGAGGCACAUAUUAAAGGUCUGAAACGUCAGCGGGACGAAGCCGACAAAAAAGAAAUUGAGCCCAAAGAGGAAGAUCUCCCAAUGCUUGAGGAUGUGAGAUCACAAAUCAUCGGAUGGAUCAAGCGCCGGGAAUCCGACCCCUUUGAUUUCCUCAAUAUACAGCGUGAUGCAGGAUAUAAUGGAUACCAGCGUCGUAUCAUCUCUCAGUUUAUCCGUCGCGAAUUCCCCGAUUACAAUGGGAUAUGGUAUGAGCGGCAUCUGCAGGUGGUGCCAUACAAUGGAGACCGGGAGAGGAAUAUCGUGCUGAAAAGGGAGGAUGACUUCCAAAAGGUGCUCAAGGUGCAACGCGGCGUACGGCACCUAAUUGAUAAAAUCAUGGAGUUGAAAAAACCUCUAAUCGGACAUAACCUCUUCACCGAUUUGGUUUAUAUGCACAACAUGUUUAUCGGGGACCCUCCUGAAGAUAUCAACGAUUUUCGAAGGUUUUUGCAGCAGAGCUUUGGCUUGAUUGUUGACACCAAAUUUCUCGCUCUUCACUGCAAAGAGACCAAUAAGAACUCAGCCUCCAGCAGUCUCCCAGAAUUGGGAUAUAGGUUAUCCCACAUGACCUACCCGCAUAUAGAUGAUUUCCCCGUUAAUACAGAGCAAAAUCACGUUGCCGGGUAUGAUGCAUGGUGCACAGCUCGUUCUUUCGUCAAGCUAUCGGCAAUCUUGUACUUCGCCGGUUCAGACAACCCGCUACCGCCCGCGGAAAUCGCUUCUUGCUUAGACUCCCGAAAGGAAGAAAUCGUGGCAGCAUUAGCUACUCGACCCCCUAAAGCUGGCUAUGGUAAGAUAGUUGAGGUGGAACUCGAGGAUAAACGGAAGGUGCGAAUUCCACAUUGGUCAAGCCAUUUCUGGAAGGUAUUCGGAGGUCGUAUUUGUGUUAAUGGAACCGUUGAAGGGGAGUUCACCCUCUGA
Orbilia oligospora ATCC 24927 is the source of this 1425-nucleotide messenger RNA. RefSeq lists its product as uncharacterized. The coding region runs from base 1 to 1425 and encodes 474 amino acids. The transcript is spliced from 8 exons. Gene Ontology annotation, biological process: nuclear-transcribed mRNA poly(A) tail shortening. Gene Ontology annotation, molecular function: poly(A)-specific ribonuclease activity; RNA binding. The record is from RefSeq and is a predicted model, not a curated record. Gene Ontology annotation, cellular component: cytoplasm. Lineage: Eukaryota; Fungi; Ascomycota; Orbiliomycetes; Orbiliales; Orbiliaceae.